Messenger RNA from Brassica oleracea var. oleracea, 2502 nucleotides. RefSeq names its product homeobox-leucine zipper protein HDG4. Gene Ontology annotation, molecular function: DNA-binding transcription factor activity, RNA polymerase II-specific; lipid binding; DNA binding. The record is from RefSeq and is a predicted model, not a curated record. The transcript has 10 exons. Gene Ontology annotation, biological process: regulation of DNA-templated transcription. The coding region runs from base 41 to 2245 and encodes 734 amino acids. Lineage: Eukaryota; Viridiplantae; Streptophyta; Magnoliopsida; Brassicales; Brassicaceae.
UCAGUUUCUUUUGUUAAUUCCUCCAAGGAAACAAAAAAAAAUGUACGAAGAUCAUCAAGUGGCGAAAUCAGGCAAAGAAGGAGGACACAUGGUUACUAAUUACUCCGACAACAUUUUCGGUUCGGCGUCUUCGUCUCCGACAGGAACGGUCCAAAACCCGAAUUUCAAACGUAGCACCUUCCUAAACCCUAACUUCUCCUACGUUAUCCCGAAGGAAGAGUAUGGGAUGAUGAGCAUGACUGAAAACGGGUCAGCUUGGUCGGGUAAUAACCCGGUUGAGGAUAGCGCAAUCGAACAACAGCUUCCUCCGGUUAAGAAGAAACGCUUACAUAGACACAGUACUCAUCAGAUUCAAGAAAUGGAAGCAUUCUUCAAAGUAAAUCCUCAUCCGAAUGACGAUGACAAAACCAGAUUAAGUGAAGAACUUGGUCUCACGCCUCUACAAGUCAAGUUUUGGUUUCAAAAUCGACGUAACCAAAUAAAGACGCAACAAGACAGAACAGAUAAUGUGAUGCUAAAAGCAGAGAACGAGACUCUUAAGACAGAGAACCGGAAGCUUCAGUUCGAUCUACAACGCCUCUCCUGCUCAUCUUGUGGCGGCUCUAGAGAGAAACUCCACCUCGAAAACUCCCGCCUCCGCCAAGAGCUUGACCGAUUACACAGCAUUGCCUCAUUGAUGAAUCCUUGUCUUCCUCCACCACAAACAGCCCGUCUUUUCCCAGACAUGAACGAUAACAUAACCAACAACUUGUUAAUUACGGAAGAAGAUAAGGCGAUUGCAAUGGAUCUUGCGGUUUCUUGCGUUCAAGAGUUAGCGAAGAUGUGUGCCACAAAUGAGCCGUUGUGGAGCAAGAAGGGAUCAGAAAACGACAGAAUCUCUCUUAAUGAGGACGUGUACAAGAAGAUGUUCCAAUGGCCUUCAGUGGAUGAUAAUCAUUUUCGCAGAGAAGCUUCAAGAGCUAACACAGUCGUCAUCAUGAACAGCAUAACUCUUGUCAACGCAUUCCUUGAUGCUGAUAAAUGGUCGGAGAUGUUUUGCUCGAUAGUGUCAAGAGCCAAAACAAUUCAGAUCAUUUAUUCAGGAGUUUCUGGAGCAAGUGGGUCUCUUCUUCUGAUGUAUGCAGAGUUACAAGUGCUAUCUCCAUUAGUACCAACAAGAGAAAUUUACUUUCUACGGUAUGUGAAGCAAAACGCAGAAGCUGGAAAAUGGAUGAUUGUAGAUUUCCCGGUUGACGGUUUGAUCAAACCAGCUUCGGGUAUUACUACUACUGAUCAGUACCGGAGAAAACCUUCUGGUUUCAUCAUUCAGGACAUGUCUAACGGAUACUCUCAGAUCACGUGGGUUGAGCACGUGGAAGUGGAGGAGAAGCACGUGCACCACAAGAUGGUUAGAGAGUAUGUAGAGAGCGGCGCAGCCUUUGGUGCUGAAAGAUGGCUAGCUGUGUUGCGGAGACAGUGUGAGAGGAUGGCUAGUCUCAUGGCUACAAACAUCACUGACCUUGGAGUGAUACCGUCUGUAGAAGCAAAGAGGAAGUUGAUGAAGCUGUCACAGAGUAUGGUCAGAACUUACUGUCUGACCAUAAGCAAUUCGUACGGACAAGCACUGUCUGAAUCACCAAAAGAGACGGUGAUAAUCACGACCAGGAAAGUUUGUGGUGGUGUUGUUCUAUGUGGCGUCUCCACCACGUUGCUUCCUUAUUCUCAUCAUCAAGUCUUCGAUCUUCUACGCCACGAUCAUGGUCGCUCUCAGAUGGAGAUGUUGUUCAGUGAGAACCCGUUUCAAGAAGUAGCUCAUAUCGCAAAUGGAUCACAUCCUGGAAACUGCAUUUCUCUUCUUCACUUCCAUGGGGCUAGUAGUUCAAAUAAUGUAGAGUGGAUGCUUCAAGAAACAUGCACUGAUAACUCCGGCAGUCUCGUGGUUUACUCCACCGUCCACGCCAACGCUGUUCAGCUCGCUAUGAACGGCGAGGAUCCUUCUAGAAUUUCUCUUUUGCCCUUAGGGUUCUCUGUUGUUCCUGUGAAUCAACCCCAUGUCGUUGAGGGCAUUUCCGUCAAUUUGGAUUCGUGUUUGCUCACCGUUGCGAUACAGGUCUUGGUGAGCAACGCCACCACAGCAGCACUCAACCUUUCCACUACAGCUAUCAACAACCGUAUUUGCUCAACUGUCUACCGUAUCUCCUCCGCUCUCGGAAGUCCUCUGCUGCCGGAGAUUCCGUCGAGCUUUAAACAAGAAAUAAGCAACUAAGAGAAAGAUUUUUAGGGUAUUAGCUUAAACGGAUUAGGUUUGUUUUGUAGAUCCCAUCCCAUGAGAAGGGGUUAAACACUAAAAUUUUUGGGAAAGUCAAGAACGCACCAAGGCAUGAUUGUAUUUUUGUGAACCGGGUUUUAUCCGGUUUGGUACAUGCGUGACUGGUUCGGAAUUGACUUCCGAUUUGGAUAAACCAAACAGUUGGAUGUAAUGGUUUUAUUAUUUUGUAACUUUAAUGCUAGUUUUAUUAAAUC